Molecule: messenger RNA, 2591 nt
Organism: Homarus americanus (American lobster)
Lineage: Eukaryota; Metazoa; Arthropoda; Malacostraca; Decapoda; Nephropidae
Product: DBH-like monooxygenase protein 1
Exons: 17
Coding region: 16-2169 (717 amino acids)
Biological process (GO): norepinephrine biosynthetic process; octopamine biosynthetic process; dopamine catabolic process
Cellular component (GO): secretory granule membrane
Molecular function (GO): copper ion binding; dopamine beta-monooxygenase activity
Source: RefSeq, a predicted model, not a curated record
UAUAGUCAGUCCUCAAUGGGGCGUCCGUCAAGUAUGUUGAGCUGGGUGUGGUCAGUGUGGGUGGUGUUGUGUGGUGUGGGCGUGGGUAUGGGCGUGUGGGCGGAGCCUGCUGAGGACCUGCCAUCCAUACCCCUACAACAUCGGGUGGUGCUGGAUCAGGAGGGCGCCUACUACCUGCUGUGGACGCCGAGGGAAAAGGAUGUUGUGUUCGAGGUGCAGGUGGCGACACUGGGCUACGUGGGUCUCGGGUUUUCUCCCAACGGAGGCAUGAAGGGAGCUGACAUCCUGUUGGGCUGGGUGGACCUCCAGGGCCAGAUCUACUUACAUGACCGCCACGGAGAGGGCAACUGGCGGCCCCCUGUCGACGAUACUCAGGACGUGGAGGUACUGGGAGGUUACCAGAACGACACACACACCGUCCUCAGGUUCUCACGACCAUGGUACACCUGUGACGACAAACACGAUCUCCCACUCUCAGAAAACACCAUCCGGAUAAUCUGGUGCUACGGAUUAGAGGACCCACGUGACGCAGAGAGUGUGAGGAUCCACCACCAACGGGGCACCAAAAGUCUCUACCUGAAGGAGCCCAGGUUCUCUCUCCCUACCUUCAGUGAUGACGUCACCACUUGGGAUAUUCGCUCCUCUAAUAUCAGUAUACCGGGUGACAUCUCUACCCUGUACUGGUGUAAGCUCUUUAAGUUUCCGCCCCUCACUCAUAAGACACACAUGAUCGGGUACGAACCAAUCAUCGAGGCGAGGAACAUGCAAUACGUACACCACAUGCUCCUGUACGGGUGUCACCUUGAGGACGCCCCGACACACUACGAGAAGUGGCUACAGGUAGACGGGUCACAAUGCUAUAGCAGUAAUAUGCCUACGUCUUGGCGCUACUGCAAAGCACCCCUCAUAACCUGGGCCAUCGGGUCUGAAGGUGAGGUCUUUCCUGACCAUGUCGGCUUCCCACUGGGUGAGGACCAUGGAGGAGCUGAUUACUUCAUGCUGGAGAUCCACUACGAUAACCCCUCGUUAAAGCAAGGUAUAGUUGACGGAUCUGGCCUCCGUCUCUACCACACACAGAAGCUGAGGCAGUAUGACGCGGCGGUGCUGACAGUGGGCCAUUACGUGACACCUGAACUUAUCAUCCCUCCUGGACAACAUUGGGAGACCAUCGGCCUCUGUUCUGACGACUGCACACGACAGGGUCUUCCUGAAGGUGGGGUGAAGGUGUUCCAGGCUGUCCUUCACACUCACCUGCUGGGGUCAGAUAUCUCGCUAAAACACAUCCGCGAAGGUCGAGAGUUACCUACCAAGAUCAAAGAUAUGAAUUACGACUUCAACUACCAGCAAAGUCGGGUGUUGAAGGAAGAGAUGACGAUCCUCCCCGGUGACGCUCUCAUUACCCAGUGUGGCUACGAUUCUACAGCUAAAAUCAAGCCUGUCUUUGGCGGGUUCAGUUCAGCGGAGGAAAUGUGUUUCGUGUUUCUCUCCUAUUACCCACGAGUUGACCUCACUGAUUGCACCUCAAGGCCACAACUACUCAAGCUACUUAAUACCCUGGGAGUGAAUGAAUUAUACUAUGGCCUAGAUCACAUCCUCAAUUUUGGCCCCAAGACGGUGAACAAGGAGUCGGAGAAGGUUGAGGAGUACAACCCGAGUUUUAAGAAAAUCUACUUGAACAGGGCCUUCGACCGCCUCUUUGUCAAGUCCCCCGAGGCGAUACGCAAUACCUCUGUGUCCACCAUCUUGGACAACGAUGCCACCUGGCGGAAUAAGACGCAGUUGACGUCAUUCCAGGAGGAGGUGAUCUACGGCACACAUACUGCAAAAUGUGAAAUGAAAAAUGGACAUAAUCUACAAGGUGUAUCUAAUAUUACCAAGUACCCGGAGUUCGUGGCCAUACAACAAGUGAGUCCUCCAUGUAGUCCCCUUCAGAACUCUUCAAGGGGGGUUCUUCAAGGCCAAGGAGACAGAAAACCGGAGGCUUAUACCAUUGACUCUUUAUCACCACGUUUUCAGGUUUUCAUAGAGUCUGUGACGUCACAAGACCCCUUGACGGCCCAUAAUACGUCUAUGGGGGUCGAAUCCGAGAACCAGGGAGCGGGGGCAGGCCAGGCCACCCUCUGUUCUACAGUGUCUAUGGUCUGCCUGUUCAUAUACAGCCUACAGUAACCUGAUACAGGGCAGUAAGACACAAAGCAGGCCACUGUAGUGUGUGUGUCAUGUGUACAGUACUGUCAUCAAUAAUACAGUAUGUACAGAGGAAACUGUAUGUAGUAAUGUAAUAAAUAUAUGCAGAUAUUGCAAAUUACAUACAUAUAAAACAUGUAAAUGAAGGUAUAUUGUAAGAGGCUUUAUUUAAUGUACUACCACAAAACACUAUACUGUACUGUAUUACUUACUAAACUUGUUAAUGUAAUUACAGGAGUCGGUGUGUCACUACCGAUAAUAAUUAUGUUUUAACUGUAUAUGGAAGCACUUAUUUGGCAACACUGACUCUGUAAUACUAUGGGUGCAGUAAUAAGGUGACCAACUUGUGUUUAAUAUUAUCAUUAUAAAUAAACAGGUUAGUCAACUGACUGCCUUAAGGUUUA